This is a messenger RNA of Colletotrichum truncatum, 1290 nucleotides long. Its product is annotated as ser thr protein phosphatase family. Gene Ontology annotation, molecular function: endopolyphosphatase activity; phosphatase activity. The record is from RefSeq and is a predicted model, not a curated record. Gene Ontology annotation, biological process: polyphosphate catabolic process. Gene Ontology annotation, cellular component: cytoplasm. NCBI's taxonomy places the organism in Eukaryota, Fungi, Ascomycota, Sordariomycetes, Glomerellales, Glomerellaceae.
AUGACGUUUCCAGCACCAGCUCGCCCACGUCGUGGUGCGGUCUGCGUUUUGGCAUUCUUCGUCCUCACCACUCUCUUCCUCGCCCUCGCACGCCUUACCUCCUUCGAUCUGCCCAUCAUUAGCCGCCGUCCCGAACCCAAGGAAGAACCGAAACCCUCUCCAGCAGAUGCGCCCAUGUCCUACGGCGACACCGCCCGUCCGGGCUUCACCGACUUGUCGGUACACAUCAAUACACUGCCGGAGCACCACGUGCCCUCACGGUCGAACCCUGGCCGCCGGCUGAUCAUUGUCGGCGACGUCCAUGGCAUGCGCGAGUCCCUCGACACCCUCCUCACCGAGGUGCACUUCGACACUGCCCGCGGUGACCACCUGGUCCUGGCCGGCGACAUGAUCAAUAAGGGUCCCGACUCGCGCGGCGUAAUCGACCUCGCCAUGCGUCUUGGUGCCUCCGCUGUUCGUGGGAACCAUGAGGACCGAGUGCUGCUUGCCCACCGCGGCCUGAAGAAGACUUACGUCGCUGACGAGGAUGCCCACGGCAACCCCGCGCCCGCCAAGUCCGACAACGAGUCGGACAACGAAUCGGACACCAACACCGAGGAUAACGACGACGACCUCGAGCCUGCCAUUUUCCCCCAUGGCGACGCCGUCGAGCGCAGAACAGCCCGAUCCCUCUCCAAGAAACACAUUGACUGGCUCUCGGAGCUUCCUGUCAUCCUCGACGUCGGCUCCAUCGAGUCUCUAGGCAACGUUGUCGUCGUCCACGCCGGUCUGGUCCCAGGUUUGACUCUCAAACAACAGGACCCAUGGGCGGUCAUGAACAUGCGCGGACUAGUCUAUCCCCGCGAGGAGCUCCGCCGUAAGGAAGCCAAGAACGCCCUUGAGGACUACCGUAAGAUCCACACCGCGGCACCGGGUAUUACGGACAACAUGAUCAACGAGGAACACGAGCGGCGCCGCAAGCCCGAGGACCGCACGAUCGCCGUUCCGACAGACCGCCGCGACGGCUCAAGCAGCUGGACGAAGGCUUGGAACAGGCACCAGAAGGCUCUCCCCGCGACGGAGCCCCGCACGGCCGUCGUCUACGGCCACGACUCGAAAAAGGGACUCGAGAUCGAUAAAUACACAUUCGGUCUGGACUCGGGCUGCGUCAACGGCGGCGAGCUCAGCGCGCUCGUGAUCGAAGCCACGACAGAAGGCGUCACGCAUGAGAUCAAGAGCGUGAAGUGCGAAAAGGACGAUGGGAAGAAGAAAAAGAAGGGCAAGAAGAGCAAGAAGGAUAAGACCAGUUGA